CUCCUUUACGGCCACGACUCCGGGGGUGGGGAAAGCAAGCAAGCGCCGGUUUCCUUCUCGAAGACGCUCCUGCGGUUCCUUCUCACGAUUCUGUGAACGGACAGGUCCGCCCCCGCCCCAGCAUGUCCACUGGCUCCCUCAGCGAUGUGGAGGACCUUCAAGAGGUGGAGAUGCUGGAAUGCGACGGGCUGAAAAUGGACUCGAACAAGGAGUUUGCGACUUCCAACGAGAGCACGGAGGAGAGCUCCAACUGCGAGAACGGGUCUCCCCAGAAGGGCCGCGGCGGCCUGGGCAAGAGGAGGAAGGCGCCCACCAAGAAGAGCCCCUUGAGCGGCGUCAGCCAGGAGGGGAAGCAGGUCCAGCGCAACGCGGCCAACGCGCGCGAGCGGGCCCGCAUGCGGGUGCUCAGCAAGGCCUUCUCCAGGCUCAAGACCACCCUGCCCUGGGUUCCUCCGGACACCAAGCUCUCCAAGCUGGACACGCUCAGGCUGGCGUCCAGCUACAUCGCCCACUUGAGGCAGAUCCUGGCUAACGACAAGUACGAGAACGGUUACAUUCACCCGGUGAACCUGACGUGGCCCUUUAUGGUGGCCGGGAAACCCGAGAGUGACCUCAAAGAAGUGGUGACCGCGAGCCGCUUAUGUGGAACCACAGCGUCCUGACCUUGGAGGUGCGAGUCUGGGAAAGGCGCGCUCCCGGGGGGAGCGGGCCCCGGGAAGGCGACCCCUGCCCUCUCCUCUCUGUCUUUGCUUCCCCCUCUCAGCGCUCCUCUCCCUGUCCCACCCCGGCGAGAACACUUUACAGCGACGAGGAGAUUCGUUUCCAAGCCAGAGGAGACCGACUGUACUUACAAAGAUCCCCACCUAUUUAACUUUAUGAACUCCUAUGGUGAAAGACUCUGCGAGCCUUGCUGGUCCAAGUGCAAUAUGUAAUUAUAAAUAUAUAAAUAGAUAAUAAGAGCCUUAUCAAUGUGUAUCUUUUGUACAAUAUGUUGUAAAGUGUAGAUCAUAGAAUAGCUGACUUUGACAGUCACAUUUAUAAAGGAAGUCACUUAAAGAUUAUUUUUUUCAGACAAGUUUUGCUACUUUCGAAAAUAAAUCUCUCUUUAUAUUGCUAAAAGC
Messenger RNA from Lepus europaeus (European hare), 1121 nucleotides. RefSeq names its product transcription factor 21 (gene TCF21). The record is from RefSeq and is a predicted model, not a curated record. Lineage: Eukaryota; Metazoa; Chordata; Mammalia; Lagomorpha; Leporidae. Gene Ontology annotation, molecular function: RNA polymerase II transcription regulatory region sequence-specific DNA binding; protein dimerization activity; DNA-binding transcription factor activity, RNA polymerase II-specific. Gene Ontology annotation, biological process: regulation of transcription by RNA polymerase II; developmental process. The coding region runs from base 123 to 662 and encodes 179 amino acids. The transcript has 3 exons.